Sphaeramia orbicularis (orbiculate cardinalfish) is the source of this 2548-nucleotide messenger RNA. RefSeq names its product potassium channel, subfamily K, member 4b (gene kcnk4b). The record is from RefSeq and is a predicted model, not a curated record. Gene Ontology annotation, molecular function: potassium ion leak channel activity; outward rectifier potassium channel activity. Lineage: Eukaryota; Metazoa; Chordata; Actinopteri; Kurtiformes; Apogonidae. The coding region runs from base 603 to 1994 and encodes 463 amino acids. Gene Ontology annotation, cellular component: plasma membrane. The transcript has 8 exons. Gene Ontology annotation, biological process: potassium ion transmembrane transport; stabilization of membrane potential.
CAGGCUGAUGAAAUUGUUUUCUGUAGCUGUCAUUCCCUGCUUCUCCACCUCCAUCUGGGCUGCUCUCUCUUUAAUUCACUCUCCCUCACGUCCACGCUACUCUAUAUAAAGUCAGUUUGAUUGAGUGUCUUUUCCUCUCCUGUGCACUCAGCAACAGCCUCUCUCCUUACUCAUACCCUCACACCAUGCCUGUAUGCAGCUGCCGGAGAUCAUGAAAUACUCUGCAUGAGGUGUCCGGUACUCUGGAUUCUUAUGAUCUUUCGUUUUGAGUGUCCCCUCCUUCAGAGUGUGAGGUGGACGGACUCCCAAGUGGGUACGGAUCCAGGGACUCCAUCCUUAAGCCUGGUGCAAAGAAAGACUGGAAAAGACGAAGGCGUGAGCAACUGAGGCGGAGUAACAGUGUGGUGAGCCCUGAGUCCAUUUAAUGCCUUGUGUGCAGCUAAAAGGCUGGCUGCCGCAGACGUGAGUACAACUGAGGGUUGUAGUCCGGUUUGUGUUGUUGCUGAUGUUUCAGCUGCAGCAGCUGGGAUCCUGGCAACAGAAGCACCGAGGCUGGCAGAGAGAAACAGCAGUCUGCCUUUGGACUAGGUGGAGGUGCAGCCAUGCGCUGCUCCACCCUACUCGCCAUCCUCACUGGGGUGCUGCUCUACUUGGUGCUGGGCGCUGUGGUGUUCCGCGCCCUGGAGACUCCUCGAGAGGAGAACAAGCACAUCCAGCUGCAGAACACACGCCGGGACUUCCUGUUGAACUUCAGCUGCAUCGAUAAUGACAACCUGCAGGCCUUUAUCGAGGAAGUGUUGGAUGCUGUUGGUGCAGGUGUGGAUGCCACCAAUAAUGACACCUUCGUAAGUCAAUGGGACCUGGCCAGUGCCUUCUUUUUCUCAGGAACCGUCAUCACAACCAUCGGUUUUGGAAACAUUUCCCCUAAAACAUAUGGUGGCCAGUUGUUCUGCAUCUUCUAUGCCUUGGUGGGAAUCCCCCUGUUUGGUAUCCUGCUCGCUGGAGUUGGAGACCACCUGGGUACUGGUCUGAGGAAAGCUGUUCUGAAAGUAGAGACCCUCUUUCUGAAAUGGCGAGUUAGUCCGACCAUUGUGAGAGUGAUCUCAGCCGUCCUGUCCAUCCUGCUGGGAUGCCUGCUCUUUGUUGCUGUGCCUAUCUUUGUUUUUCAAGAGGUGGAGGGGUGGACACUACUGGAGUCAGCCUACUUUGUGGUCAUCACCCUGACAACAGUUGGUUUUGGCGACUAUGUUGCAGGGGAUUCUGGAAACGCAGGCAGCGACCACUGGUAUAAACCUUUAGUCUGGUUCUGGAUCCUGCUGGGUCUGGCUUACUUUGCAUCGAUCCUGACAAUGAUUGGUAACUGGCUUCGGGUCCUGUCUAAGAAAACCAGAGCUGAGAUGGAGGAACUGCGGGCCCACGCCACAGACUGGACCCAGAACAUCCAAAAUAUGUCUGUGGAUUUCAGGAUUCCGGGAAAGAUUGAUGACCCUUUUAAACGUCGCCGGCGAAAGAGGCGUCACAGGCCUCACAGCCGCGGUCACAGUGCAUCAGGUUCAGGGGCCCCAGAGGGAAAAGAAGAGCAGCAUGAGAGUCAAACAGAGUCUGGGUCUUACACAAGUUCCUCUUUCUCAUCUAAUGAAUCAGAGUCUGGAUCUGAAUCAGGCUCUCAGGCCACUCAAACAGAGCGAGUGCCUGAGGAGAAACCUGCCGAACCUGAAACUCUACCUGAUCCCCAUCUUUGUCAGCCUUUGGACUAUUUUGGGGAGAACCUGGCAUUUAUUGAUGAGUCUUCAGAUGCUCAGAGUGCGAAGCUACAUCUGGAUCCUCUGUUGGAUCCAACACAGCCUAAUGGUGUACGCUCUCGUCAGCCAAAGAGAAGACGCCACAGACGGCCUGUUACACAGAGAAGCCCCAAAGUGAACAGAUCCAACCCUGACAAAAAGGAGCCCAAUGGGAACCCAAAACCAGUUCCAGACCUGCCACUGAAGCCUUAAGACUGAAGACGAUAGCAGGAACUCCACUGCUAGCACAAGUAUCCAGAGAGAUUCAAAAGAAAUGAGAUGCAUUUGAAAUCUUAAAGAGGAGUUCACUGUGUAGCUUUUCAUUUGUGUAAAUGCAUUGCAGACACUUAAAAUGAAGCCUUAGCCACUUGUGUUUUGCAUUUGAUGCUCUUAGCAUGCGAGUGUGUAUGCCUUAAUCAAAGAUGAUGAAGUGACUUUCAUGCUGUUUGCCUAGACAGAAUGAUUUCUGAGGAGUUACUGCUCUCUGCUGGGUUUCAGUGGAAGUGCAUUACCACUCCCUGAGUACAGUAGGGACGUCCAAUUCACCAGUGAUAAAACUAAGACCCACUUGGUUUCAAAUAUGCCAUAACAGUGUCAUGGAGCAGGGGCUCUGAUCUCAGACAGUUUGUCCUUUAACCUGCCAAGCAUUAAACGGGUACUAAACAGGCUCUUGUACAUUUUUGGUAUGUAACUAAAGUUUUUAUAACCAUAUAGACAAGAACAAGAAAGGCCAAAUGCAUAAACACUAAUGUAAUGCAUAUAUAUAA